Molecule: messenger RNA, 5567 nt
Organism: Bacillus rossius redtenbacheri
Lineage: Eukaryota; Metazoa; Arthropoda; Insecta; Phasmatodea; Bacillidae
Gene: Las
Product: lipoyl synthase, mitochondrial
Exons: 7
Coding region: 70-1146 (358 amino acids)
Biological process (GO): lipoate biosynthetic process
Cellular component (GO): mitochondrion
Molecular function (GO): lipoate synthase activity; 4 iron, 4 sulfur cluster binding
Source: RefSeq, a predicted model, not a curated record
GUUUAUCUAUGGUUUUUUACUUUCUGCUGAGGGUAAAUCAUACUUUGAUUAGCAAUAAUAAUUGCAGUAAUGUUGACGUCUAAAGUUGGGUUAUUAACAUUUGGAAGAAAUAUAAAGGCGGUGCGGCUGAAGCACGGCGCACUCCCGCCCGGCCCGGGCCUCGAGGAGUUCCUGGGAGAGGCCCCGCCACGAGACUGGAGCGACUACGAGGGGCGGCUGCGCCGGGAGAGGGGGGAGGCGGGGCGACUCCCGCUGCCUCCGUGGCUCAAGACGCGCAUCCCCACGGGGCACAACUACGGCCGCAUACGGGACCAGCUGCGGCAGCUGAACCUGCACACGGUGUGCGAGGAGGCGCGCUGCCCCAACAUCGGCGAGUGCUGGGGUGGCGGCGAGCACGGCACUGCCACUGCGACAAUCAUGCUGCUGGGCGACACGUGCACCCGGGGCUGCAGGUUCUGCUCCGUGAAGACGUCACGGGCCCCGCCCCCUCCCGACCCCGAUGAGCCGCGCAACACGGCCGCCGCCAUCGCCUCCUGGGGGCUGGACUACGUGGUGCUCACGUCCGUGGACAGAGACGAUCUGGCGGACGGCGGGGCCGGCCACUUAGCGCUCACCGUCCGGGAGAUCAAGAAGCAGCGCCCGGCCGUGCUGGUGGAGUGCCUGGCGCCAGACUUCAGGGGCGACCCCGCGGCCGUGCGCGCCGUCGCGCAGUCCGGCCUCGACGUGUUCGCACACAACAUAGAGACGGUGGAGGCGCUGACACCUCACGUACGCGACCCGCGCGCUCGCUACAGGCAGUCGCUGGGCGUGCUGGAGGCGGCGAAGCAGGUCCGCGCGGACCUGGUCACCAAGUCCUCCGUGAUGCUGGGGCUGGGCGAGACGGACCAGCAGGUGCGACAGACACUCGCAGACCUGCGGGCGGCCGGAGUGGACUGCGUGACGCUGGGCCAGUACAUGCAGCCCUCCAAGAGACACCUCAAGGUCGUGGAGUACGUCACCCCUGACAAGUUCCGCCACUGGGAGGGGGUGGGGCGUGAGCUGGGGUUCCUCUACACGGCCAGCGGGCCGCUGGUGCGCAGCUCCUACAAGGCGGGGGAGUUCUUCGUGGCGAGCGUGCUGCGCGCGCGUAGGGCCUCCAGCGCCUGAACAGCACGGGCGUGCGAUCACGUUUGGUACUAUCACUUCAGUUCACAACUUACUUUGUUGUACAUAUGUAACAUAGGAAUUAUUGUUUUUAUUAAUGUUAUUUAAUCGUAUUUACCGUGUUUUAUCGCAUAAUCUUCGCAACGUUAUUUUUAGGGAUGUGCGAAAGUGACUUUAUCCACACGAAAUGAAAGUGAAAGAAAAUUUAUCAAGUUUCGCGAAAGUGAAACGAAAAUGAAUUUUUCUAUGAGAUAAAUAUAUUCUUAACGAAAGUUAAGCGAAAUUUUUUAAUUAACAAAGAAAAAAAGUGCCCCAAAAUUUGCUCUUCAGUAAUAAAUUCUAUUACAUAAAUCAUUUUGGUGCCUUUUGAUGUACAGUAAACUCCCGGUAUAUCGCGCCUCGAUUGAUCGCGGAAUCGGGUAUAUCGCGGGUCAAACCAUGUCCCCCAGUCAGAAAUGAAUAAUAAUAAUGGAAUAAAUGGUUGACAGCCGAUUAGGAUAAUUUUGCGUUGUAACUAACAAACUAAGCAUCGGGCAGAAAAAAGCCUAGGCGUAGAAAAUGUCCGCAGUAAAAUUCUAAACAAGAUAUCUCCGUACAUUAUUCCUCUAUCUUGUAGGGUUUUCAAAUUAUGGUCCAAUCCAGCCCAGUGAUAUUUUCUGAAACACUAGUUCUUAACGUCUCUUUAUCUCACAAAUGAAGCAUCGGACAGGGGACCUGAUAAAGCCCACCGUCCAGCGACAUCCAGCGUGACUCGGCUGGGGAUUGAUUUUGGAUAGGCUUGGUUGUCGGCAAGCGCUGGGUAGGGAGAGGCGAGCCGAGAAUAUGGAGAGAGGUAGAGAUUAGAGCGGGCAGAAACUGACGAGGGGGAGUGGGGGAGGGAAUGUGUUCACGCAGCACACAGGCAGAGCAUGAGUCACUUGACUGAGCAGCGUCGCUGCGUACAAGGCAAAAUCAGGUAGUCCGGUGUUUAAAAUUCCACUCCAGAAUCUUAAUUAGUACUUUACUGGACAUCUGUAUAUAAAUGUUUUGUUACAACUUAAACCUACAGACGUAAUAUUAUUGGGUAAUUCAUUGUAUUAUACAAGUUCACCUUUUUACUUUGGUAUAAUGUUUUAACAUUAAAUAGUAAAGUAAAUCGGCUAGCGUAUUUUUAAUCUUUGCCCAGGAAUUCCCAGUGGUCCAAUAUUUACGUGAACCAUACUGUACCACUUUUGCCAUGAGGUAGUAAACAAGUCCCGGAAAUGUUGGAAAUGUUUAUGUGUAGCGGUCUCCCGACCUUUAAACAGAGGCUGGGGAAUAUAACACUUGCCGAUCCGAGCCACACACACUCAGCAACUCGACACAGCGUUUGGUGAAAUAAGUAAAGACAAAGUUUAACACGGUUUUUAAUACGGCGUCACUGAUUGCGCUAAAAUUAAAUUGGCGCAAUUUUUGUUUCCCCACAUGUGACCAUUUAUGCAUGGAUAAUAAAGUUUAACCACUUGACACGAUAGACGAUUCUUUAUUUUUUUAUUGUACGAAUGCUAGAAUCGUUUUUCCCGUAUCUGCGGCCUACUUCUGCAAAAGACACUAUCAGUAAGUAAAUCUAGAAUUUUUAUUUUGUCAAUCAAACUCGGUACUUUGCGAUUCAUAUUCGGUUUGAAGUAUCUCUACGGCCUUUCUUUUUAUAAGACUUUGACCACAGAAUCGUGUGUAACCGCACACACUGCACUUACUUUGUUACGGACACUGACGAAGCAGAUACUGUGGCUAACACCACGAGACUGGCAGCAGCAGCUUGUGUGCCGCACGUGUGUAUGGCGGCGUGUGGCGCGCUCGUAGGCCGCGCGACAAACUGUGCGCGGCACGCGGAAAAAUAAAAACAAUUCAACAUUUAAUAUUUAUCUUUAAAAUUUAUUAUUUUUAUUUUUUCACCCGUGUUUAGUGAAAACUGCGGAUGCAAAGUCCGCACAAAGGCGGGCCGUCUAUACUGUGCGUGCUUGCCGACCUAUAAAGAACACAGGCGGUUUUUUAUGCCUUUUGACCUUGGUCACAUCGAAACAUCGCGGUUAUGCAACAACGCGGGUAAAAGUUAUGUCCCCCGACAACCGCGUUAAAUAGGGAGUGUACUGUAUAUAUAAAUAUUACUAUUUAAUAUAAUCAACAUCCGCCUUAGACCACACAACACAGCCCCAUGUCACUCGUAAAUUUCAAGAAUCAAUCCAGAUCUUUCAGCGCACAGACUAUUUCCUUUACAGUCGUAAUGUCGCAGUCUAUGAUAAUAUAUUUAUCACGUGCAUGGUACUGAUGAAAAAAUACGUGAAUACUGCGGAACGGCCGCCAUCUUGCACCACUGUCACACAUGGCUAGCUCAGGAAGCUGUAAACUAGGCAAUGGACAUGGUCAAAACAAAACAUAACAAAUGGUUGCUGCCAAGUGGUCAUUACAUGCAGUGACUUGUUGACCUUUUCGUCUAAUUGGCUGUAUAUUAUGAGGAUUUUAUAUGCCAGUCAGAGUAUGUAAAAUUUAAAUAAAGCAGACGACAAUGUUUUUGUUUGGCUGUGCGCGAAUAAAAGUAGGUACGUUCUUUGUUUAUGUGUAUACGGUAAAUACUAAAUAGUGUACUAACAGUUCUGGAAUGUAUGUUUUACGAAUAUAGUACCUACACUACUGUUUGAAAGCAAAUGAAUCAGGUAAUUUUUCAAAUAUUGCAUGAUUUUGUUUUGAUACCUAGGCCUACUGUAAUCACGGUUGAAUUUUGUUUACUUUAUCUGCCAUGUUUGUUCAAAUUAUGAUUUUACCGUAUUUUCAUUAACGUGAGUUUUUUUCAUCACCACGUAAAUUAAUCUUAAUGGAAAUAUUUUUUCUAAUUAAUGUCUUUAUAUGAUUUGCAUAUGUUAUUACAUUAUUAGUAAUAACAAGCAAAUCAUAUAAAGACAUUACAGUAGAAUCUCAGUGCUAAGUACUUACAGGUACCUCAAGUUUUUGUACUUAGCACUGAAACAUGCAUACAUAUCUUUACAAAGAGAAAAAAAUAUAUAAAAAAAUAGCUACAGGAGAGCCGCAAUGCCAUAUGUAUUCGCAACUGCGACUUGCUUUUUUCCCCGUGUCUAGUUCUCUGAGUAUAUCCACUUUUUCCUUAAGCGUGAAUUGCUUUCGUUUCUUUUUAUCUCCAGGAUCAUUCAUAUUGUAGCACAAAUACAAUGCGGUGUUUAAAUAACGUAACCUGAAAAUAAACUCAACAAUAACAAUAAACAAUCCCGGCACAGACAUCAAACAGUAUUUUUAGCGUAGCGUAACACUUUUGUCUAAAUAAUUAAUACUUCUCUCAAACCUCCGUCUUUCGAUGUAUCGAAUGGUGUUGUGUUGCUCACGUCGCAUACUACGUACGGUAUAAUCUAUGGUUGUGCGCGCAACUGUUUGUUAACUUUGUUUUGAGAAUUUAGAGGUUAGAAAAUACGUUGCGUUGGUAUUUGUGUAUCUUUGUUCUACUACAUUAAUCAUUUAGCUGGAAAUUUAUUUACCAGUUUAAGUAAAUUUUGGUGUAGUAAUGCCACGCUACUAGUAGAAUUUAUACGUUAUAGUGAAAAUGAUACUUUAAACUGAAACCGUUUUGCAUGGCGAAGAUACGAUUUUUGGCGGGGACUUAAAAAAAAUUCGUUAAGUGAAAUAUACUUUAUAAUAAGGAACGUUAUUGUACCGGUAUUAUACUGUACAUUUUUAUUAAAUUACGAUUUCUUUUUCAACUAGAACAAACGAACUUCGGUAAGCUAUUGAACUUUCGUUUGGCUCGAAAUAUUUCGCUAAAAACGAACUUCGACAGAUGAAAUUCUUACCGAAAUCGAAAAUGAAAGUAGCAAAAUUUCGAUUUCGGUAUCGGUAUACCGAACAUUCGCACAACCCUAGUUAUUUUAUUGCGUCAAAAUUUGGAGGGAAAAAAGUUCUCGCAUAAAUGUCGCAUUAUGUUCUAAGCAGUUUGUGUUGGUAGUUUUCCUGUAUAAAACAAUGUAUUAUAAGUUUAAAUUCAAUAUUUAUUCGGAUAUUACUGCUUACUUAUUUAAUACACAAAUACAAAGUUGUCUGAUGUGUAAAUUUUCUUUUUAAAACGUUUUCAAAUGUUAUAAACUAUCUGUUUGUUUUUGUCGCCGCUGUGAACCACUUAUAAAAAUGUGGGCAUCAUUCAUGUUAGGUUAUGUUGAUUCCCGUGUAGAGCUGCACAAUAUUGAUAGAACGUGCGCGUUGCAUGCUAUUGAGUCCUACGUUAACUACAUUUGAUACCCCGUACUCUUUCGUGGUACAUGUGUACUGUGACCAUAGUUAUGUGUAAGUUCCCGCUCAUGUCCAUCAGUUUUAGUUUUUGUAUUUACAGUUGAAAAAAUGUUUUUGUUGCAUGACUUAUUAAUUUAAAUUGUUAGGCAUGCUUAAAUAAAUCUACUUUCCAUGAA